This is a messenger RNA of Colletotrichum chrysophilum, 1638 nucleotides long. RefSeq lists its product as uncharacterized. Bases 1 to 1638 code for a protein of 545 amino acids. Lineage: Eukaryota; Fungi; Ascomycota; Sordariomycetes; Glomerellales; Glomerellaceae. Gene Ontology annotation, molecular function: NADP binding; N,N-dimethylaniline monooxygenase activity; flavin adenine dinucleotide binding. The record is from RefSeq and is a predicted model, not a curated record. The transcript has a single exon.
AUGGAGAGCCCUUAUACAGACGAUAGAGCUUUGGUGACAGAUGUAGGAAUCAUUGGCGCCGGCUUCAGCGGCUGUUCCGCUCUCCACAAGCUCCGACUGCUGGGAUUCACUGCAAAGGUCCUCGAAGCAGGGAGUGAUUUCGGAGGCGUGUGGCACUUCAACAGAUAUCCAGGGGCUCGUGUGGACUCGGAAACCCCGUCGUACCAGUUUAAUAUCGCCAAAGUGUGGGAGUCGUUCAACUUCACUGAGCGGUACCCCAGCCACGAAGAGCUCAAAAAAUACUUUACCCACGUGGACGACACUCUCGACCUGCGAAAGGAUACAGUCUUCAAUGCGAGGGUGAGGGAAGUACGCUACGAUGUGCGGGCUAGAACAUGGUCGCUGUCGACCACAAACGGCCUCAGAUUGACGUGCCGCUUCGUCGUGUUCGGCACCGGAAGCCUGACCAAGCCGUACGUGCCCGCCUUUCCGAAAUUGGAUGAGUUCGCCGGGCAGGUCAUCCAUCCUAGACACUGGCCUGACGGCCUCGACGUGAGAGGCAAGAGGAUCGGAAUCAUCGGUCAAGGUGCAACCGGUUUGCAGAUUGUGCAAGAGCUAGCGAAACAGGAUUGCGAACUGAGCGUGUUCGUACGAAGCCCAUGUAUUGCCGUGCCGAUGCGUCAGCGAAGCCUACCUUUCGAGGAGACGGAGCAGAUGAAGAAUCUGUACGAGGGGAUCUUCCUCAAGGCAAAGUACGGCUCUGCGUCCGCCCUCCCCUAUAACCAGGGCUACGGCAAGUUUGGAGAAGCCACCGAGCUGGAACACAAAGCCCGAUAUGAACGACUUUGGGCCAGGGGCGGGCUGGCGCUGACGUGGUCCAACUAUGUCGACAUCAUGAAAGACGAGGCGGCCAACAGCAGCCUUUACAACUUCUGGGUGCAAAAGGUGAGAUCACGCAUGUCAAACCGCGAAAAGAUGGACAUCGUCGCCCCUCUACGUCAAUCCGAGCAUUUUGGGUGCCGGCGGGUCAACCUAGAAGAAGACUACUACGAGAUGCUCGAUCGGUCGAACGUCGAAGUCGUGGACCUGAAGGCUCGACCGAUCCGUGAAUUCCACCGGGACGGCAUUCUUGUCGGCCGUCAUCUACCAGCUCAGUUAAUUCCGCUAGACAUCGUCGUCUUCGCAACGGGCUACGACUCGUUCACGGGUAGCCUCUUUGACAUGAACAUCUACGACAAACACGGCGUGCGGCUCCAAAAAAGGUGGGGCGCGGGCAUCUCAACAUAUCUCGGCAUGGUUGCUGAUGGACUGCCUAAUGCGUUCUUCUUGUACGGGCCGCAAGCGCCUACCAGCCAGGCGAAUGCGCCGCCGUUCAUCGAGUUGCAGGUGGACUGGAUCGCGGCGGUCCUUCGGAAGCUUCGCGCAGAAGGUCUCAAAUCGUUUGAGGUAUCUGUUGAUGCCUGUCGAACGUGGAAGGAGCAGGUCAAGUCCGAAUUUCAGAAGAGCCUGAUGAAGGAGAGCCGUGCGUGGUGGACGGGGGCCACCAUACCCGGCAAGACGCAGGAGCCAAUGAUCUACUUCGGCGGGGUCAAGCAGUGGACGCAGGAGUGUCGACAGGCCUUGGCGGAUUGGUCUCGGUUCUCAGUGGAGGGCGUGUAA